This is a messenger RNA of Capsella rubella, 903 nucleotides long. RefSeq names its product B3 domain-containing protein At2g24670. The coding region runs from base 1 to 903 and encodes 300 amino acids. The record is from RefSeq and is a predicted model, not a curated record. The transcript has a single exon. NCBI's taxonomy places the organism in Eukaryota, Viridiplantae, Streptophyta, Magnoliopsida, Brassicales, Brassicaceae. Gene Ontology annotation, molecular function: DNA binding.
AUGUUGAGUGUGCGGAAACAUUACUGCUUAUGCUUAAACUCAAAACCAACACUUAGAGAGUAUAGGAGACUUCAGUUAUCUAUACGUAAAGAUGCUGAGAAGAGAGACUCUCUUCGGAGAAACAAAAGCUCGACGACGAUUACUACUCGUUCUUCUACCGUCGUAGAGUACUACUCUAUGCUCGAAGACGAAGACCUUGAAGACCAUAAUCUCGCUCCUCCCAUGGAACGAGAAUCUAAGAAGACAAAACAAAGUAAGAAAGAUGCUAUGAAGAGGACGUCUCUUCCAUACAUUAGCUCGGCGAUUACUACUCGUAUUACUACCAUCAUGGAGUCUUUGCUUAAAGAAGAAGACCUUAAAGAGUAUAAUCUCCCUCCUUGCAUGGAAAAACAAACUAAAAAGGAAACAGGCAAUAAGAAAGAUGCUACUUUAAAGAUAAGAGAGACAACGCCAGAGUGGCUGAGAAUGUUGAUGAGAGAAAAGAAAGAUGGAGAUGAGGAAGACGAUUCGAAGAAGAUCAUAGUUAAAGAACUGACGGAAACUGAUGUCAAUGAUAACAACAAUCGUCUCUCGAUACCUAUCACGGACGUUGUGGAGUUGGAUUUCUUGAGACCCGCUGAAGAACUUAUCCUUGAAGAAGAUCUCAAGAGGUUCCGCAAUAAAAUAGGAGUGAACUCGAUACUCUUGGUGGUAUCUUUUGAUCGCAAGGAGAUCAAAGAAUACAAAAUGAGUCUGAAGUUAUGGCCUAUGACAGGCCGUUUUUUAUAUAAUCUGAUUACUCGUUGGAAACAAGUAGUUAGAGAUUGCCGUCUAAGGAGAGAACAUAAGGUCAGCCUAUGGUCUUUUCACUCCAAAGAUCAACUCUGUUUCGUUCUCGUUCCUUUCCCUGCCAAGUACGAUUAG